Molecule: messenger RNA, 2855 nt
Organism: Marmota flaviventris (yellow-bellied marmot)
Lineage: Eukaryota; Metazoa; Chordata; Mammalia; Rodentia; Sciuridae
Gene: Prmt9
Product: protein arginine methyltransferase 9
Biological process (GO): peptidyl-arginine methylation, to asymmetrical-dimethyl arginine; chromatin remodeling
Cellular component (GO): nucleus
Molecular function (GO): protein-arginine N-methyltransferase activity; protein binding; histone methyltransferase activity
Source: RefSeq, a predicted model, not a curated record
GGGCGGAGCUUCCGCCUAGACCGGGGUGGGCGCGUUCACCUGCUGUGCCGGAGUAACUUUUCUGUAGUUGUUGUCCAGCUGUAGUCACGUGAAAGUGUGGCGUCGAGAGAGUUUUCUGAUUCUCUUUGCAAAGUCAUCUUCUCUGCGGUCGUACAAGCGGUGACUCCGUCAUGCCGAACUCGAGGUCCAGGCCUCGCCGGGGCGCCGGGAAUGGCUCCGGGGCUGCCGGCCGGGACGAGUUGGUGUCGCGGUCCUUGCAGAGCGCUGAACAUUGUCUUGGUGCCCAGGACUUCGGCACUGCUUAUGCCCACUACCUCCUGGUGCUCAGCCUGGCGCCGGAGCUGAAAGACGACGUGAAGGAAACUUUUCAGUAUACGCUCUUGAAAUGGGCUGAAGAGCUUGAUGCACUCAGUCGAACACAAGACUUACUUGGUUGCUAUGAGCAGGCCUUGGAACUCUUUCCUGAUGAUGAAGUAAUUUGCAAUAGUAUGGGGGAACAUCUCUUCAGAAUGGGCUUUAGAGAUGAAGCAGCUGGAUAUUUUCAUAAAGCAGUGAAGCUAAACCCUGAUUUCAGUGAUGCAAAGGAGAAUUUUUAUCGUGUCGCAAACUGGCUGGUGGAACGCUGGCACUUUAUCAUGCUUAAUGACACCAAAAGAAAUAUGAUUUAUAAUGCAGCAAUCCAAAAGGCGGUAUGCUCAGGGUUCAAAAGUGUUUUGGACAUUGGAGCGGGAACUGGAAUUCUGAGCAUGUUUGCUAAAAAGGCUGGAGCACAGUCUGUGUAUGCCUGUGAAUUAUCUAAAACCAUGUAUGAACUUGCCUGUGAUGUAGUGGCUGCAAACAAGAUGGAAGCAGGAAUAAAACUUCUACAUAUGAAGUCACUUGACUUAGAAAUUCCAAAACACAUUCCUGAAAGAGUGUCCCUAGUUGUAACCGAAACUGUCGAUGCAGGUUUAUUUGGAGAAGGAAUUGUGGAGAGUUUGAUUCAUGCUUGGGAGCAUUUACUUUUGCAGCCAAAGACCAAAGGUGAAAAUGGUAAUUGUGAUAAGUAUGGGAAAGUUAUACCAGCAAGUGCUGUCAUACAUGGGAUGGCAGUAGAAUGUGCAGAGAUAAGAAGACAUCAUAGAGUAGGCCUUAAGGAUAUUGUUGGUAUCCAUUUGCCAAAAAAUGUGAAAUUUCAGAGUCCAGCUUAUUCUUAUAUAGAUAAUGAAGAAACAGUUGAACCUUAUACAACUGAAAAGAUGAGUCGAGUUCCUGGAGGAUAUUUGGCUUUGACAGAGUGUUUUGAAAUUAUGAAAGUAGAUUUUAACAAUCUUCAGGAAUUAAAAAGUCUUGCAACUAAAAAACCUGACUCAAUUACUAUUCCUGUUGUUAAAGAAGGCACAUUAGAUGCUGUUGUGGUUUGGUUUGUGCUUCAGCUCGAUGAUGAACACAGUUUAUCCACAAGUCCUAGUGAGGAAACAUGUUGGGAACAGGCUGUUUACCCUGUGCAGGACCUUCCAGACUACUGGAUGAAGCCUGGAGAUCAUGUGACAAUGGAAGUAUCUUGUCAAGACUGUUACCUAAGAAUCCAAAGUAUCAGUGUUUUAAGUUUGGAACAAGAAAUGGAAGUUACAAAAAGUUUUACUAAGGAUACAGACUUACUAUCUUCGGGAAAGGAGGCUGAACUCUGUAGUGCCCUGGCUAACCUUCAGACCAGCAAGCCAGAUGCUGGAGAGCAAAUAUGUGUAUUGGAAUCCACAGAAAUUGCUUUACUUAAUAACAUCCCAUAUCAUGAAGGCUUUAAAAUGGCAAUGAAAAAGGUAUUCUCUUCAUUGACUCCAGAAAAACUGUGUCAGGUGAUGGAUCCUCACUGUGAGGAUAAUGAAAUGAGCUCAGGAACUGGAAGGCAAAACACUGUGCAGAGCACCUCCGAACCUUUAUAUGUGUUAGAUGUGUCUGAAGGCUUCUCUAUUCUGCCUAUAAUUGCUGGCACACUCGGGCAGGUUAAGCCUUACAGUUCUGUGGAAAAAGACCAGCAUCGUAUUGCUCUGGACCUCAUAUCUGAAGCCAAUCACUUUCCUAAAGGAACACUUGAGUUUUGGCUGAGACAUGUGGAGGAUGAAUCUGCUGUGUUGCAAAGGCCCAAAUCAGACAAGUUGUGGAGCAUAAUCAUACUGGAUGUCAUCGAGCCAUCUGGGCUCAUUCAGCAAGAAAUAAUGGAAAAAGCUGCAAUAUCGAGGUGUUUACUACAGUCUGGAGGCAAGAUCUUUCCUCAGUAUGUGCUAAUGUUUGGGCUGCUGGUGGAAUCACAAACACUGGUAGAAGAGAAUGCUGUUCAAGGACUAGAACGCACCCUUGGGUUAAAUAUAGCACCUUUUAUUAACCAGUUUCAGGUGCCUAUCCGUGUAUUUUUGGACCUGUCUUCAUUGCCCUGUAUACCUUUAAGCAAGCCAGUGGAACUCUUAAGACUAGAUUUAAUGACUCCAUAUUUGAACACCUCCAACAGAGAAGUGAAGGUACACAUUUGUAAAUCUGGACAAGUGACUGCUAUUCCGUUUUGGUACCAUAUGUACCUUGAUGAAGAGAUUCGGUUGGAUACUUCAAGUGAAGCCUCCCACUGGAAACAGGCCGCAGUUGUGUUAGAUACUCCCAUCCAGGUUGAAAUGGGAGAGGAACUUGUUCUUAGUGUUGAGCACCACAAAAGCAACGUCAGCAUCACAGUGAAACAAUGAGGAGCGGUUUUCUAAUGAAAACUGUUAGAGCGUCAACUGCAAAGUUCUUGUCUGAAUUAGUGGGAUUGUAAUCAUAAAAUGGGUACAUAAAAUUUAAUUCCUUGUAAUUUAAAAAAUAACAUUAAUAAAGUACAUUUAAAAGAU